Symbiodinium sp. CCMP2592 is the source of this 771-nucleotide messenger RNA. Lineage: Eukaryota; Dinophyceae; Suessiales; Symbiodiniaceae. The record is from the annotation of a GenBank genome assembly.
AUGUCGGCAGCAAGUCCCAAUGUGGUCCUGACAGACGACAGGGAAGCGAGGCGCAUCGAUGUGCACAAGAAGACCCGGCUCUGCAAGUUCUUCGCCGUGGGGGCCUGCACACGUGGCUCGAGCUGCGCCUUCGCGCACGGGUCCGAACAGCUGCGUGAUCAGCCAGAUUUCUCGAAAACCCGCCUCUGUGCGGACUUCGUCGAGCUGGGCAGGUGCACUGCAGGUCAGGCAUGCAGGUUUGCCCACAGCAAGAGCGAGCUACGACCGGGCUCGGCAGCCAAAGUGGGCAGGCCAUCCAAGCCUGCUACCGCGACUCCAGUCACCGCCACUUCCGCAGCUAAGCAAAGUGAAAAGAGUCACGUGGAAGCAGCAGCGCAGGUCCUCCAGACUUUGCGGGCGCAGCAUGCUCUGCACGAGCAGGCAGCACUGAAACUGAUGCUGCAGUCUGCGUGUGCAAGGGCACCAGCACCAGCGCCAGUCAAGCCAGUCAAGGCAACGGUACGACAGGAGAAGGAUGUGGAGUGCUGCUUCGACAGCAGCGGCACCUUCAGCCGCCAGACCACUUGGGAAGGCAUGGAGACAGCCUCCGCGGGGUUCAGCCGUGACUCCUCCACUGCCAGUGCCUCGGAGAAUGUCGUUGCUCCGGAGCCCUCCUCGGGAUUGGAGCUGCGAGUAAAGAACACCUUCCUUGAAAUCCAGGACGAGCCAGAGCAGGAAGCUUCCGAAAUGCGUAAAGUUCGGUCCCUGCCGCUCCUUCCUGGAGUGGCCUGA